UCCAAGUUAAACUGACUGCAGACUCUAGUUAAAAACAUUGCCUUGCUGGAACCAUGCUGAAGACGUGUUUUGCGCAAUGUUCGCGCUCAGUCGCGUCUUCGAGCUCUAGUUGCUCUCUGCAUACUUCUGCUGUCCGCACGGCCCAGGCUCUAAGCAAGCAAGCAAGACUUGCCAACAUUUCGAAAGCACAAGUACGUGUAGAGCUGAAGAAAGCAGUUGACGCAACGCGGGAGUAUGCUGUGAUUGGCUUAAAGCCUGGCCAAGAAGCCAGGUGGCUUAAUUGCGAUCUUGCGAAGGCCAUUAUCACAGAGGAGCAGCUGUAUUCCGAUACUCCACAAGUUGUCCGAACACCUGACGGGAACAUCGAAAUCCCAGAACAUUUAAACUAUGGUAUUGGUGGCGAGGAACGGAAGUUGCUUUUCGAAGUCCUACCACCUUUAACCGCAGAGAAGGGAGCCUCGCAAUACCAAGAGGUAGCAGGGAUCAACCACCAGGAUGCUGAAAAAGCGGAGCUGGAGAAAGCAAACAUGUUUGCUAAGCUUGUUGAUUUGCGAAACGCCAACGCGCAGGGUAUCGCAUUCGAGAAUCGAAAACGCUGUAUCGCCGCAUUUUCUGAGCCAGGAAAGCCAAAUGACACUGGGCGUCCCGAAGUACAAGCCGCUCUUUUGACGAUCCAGAUACGAAAUCUAUGGACACAUCUGACAAAAUUUAGAAAGGACGUCGACAAUCGUCGUGGGUUACGGCGCCUGGUUCACCAAAGGGCAAAAAUACUGAAGUACUUAAAACGCUUGGAUCGGGAUCGUUAUGAUGCAGUACUUCCCCGUCUCGGUCUUGAGGCUGCAAGUGUUGAAGGAGAGCUGGUCGUGUGAGGCAAUCCUAACUUGUGGAGGGGGUGGGCCCAUUUACCUUAGACUCUACGUAUUUCUACCCUUAUAUAUUUCAAACUGUUAAA
Serpula lacrymans var. lacrymans S7.9 is the source of this 952-nucleotide messenger RNA. RefSeq lists its product as uncharacterized. NCBI's taxonomy places the organism in Eukaryota, Fungi, Basidiomycota, Agaricomycetes, Boletales, Serpulaceae. Gene Ontology annotation, cellular component: ribosome. The record is from RefSeq and is a predicted model, not a curated record. Gene Ontology annotation, biological process: translation. The transcript is spliced from 3 exons. Gene Ontology annotation, molecular function: structural constituent of ribosome. The coding region runs from base 54 to 869 and encodes 271 amino acids.